AUGACACGCGAGUGCUGGUAUACCCUAACUGAUAUCUGUCGCAUACUCUGCCUACCGCUGCUUAUCCCUGCCUACUUCAUCUAUACCUCAAAUGCAUUUAGGGAGUACCAACAGGCCAGGACGCUCAAAAAUUAUCACAAAACGGAUGUGUUGCCUCUGCCAGCCCGUCGACAACGGGCUCUUUCGAUUCAUGAUACCCUUGAAAAACGACAGCAGCAGGAAACCUGGGAGAAACAUGCAAAAGAGAAGGGACCCGAGCGGGUGGUGCAUGAUCAAAAACAGUCUCCAUUGUUCCAACUUCCAACCGAGUUGAGAUUUAUGAUUUAUGAAUGCGUUUUAGGAAGCCAGAAGAUUCAUAUAGUGCAUACCACCAGCCGCCAGCUGGCUGGAAUAAACUCGACUGAAUCAUCAGAGGUGGUUGAUGGCGAUGAGGCCAUCUGCAACUGUGUAUCUGAGAACGUUGUGCACGCGAAUAAAAAGACAGGCUGCACUUUUGCUGAGGAUAUUCUAGCCCCGGUAACAUGCAAGCGUCCGGGUAUUGGUAUUCUCUCAUUAAUCCAAUCAUGCCGACAGAUUUACACCGAGGCCAUAGAGGUGCUAUAUGCAAGGAGGACAUUCAGUUUCGAACAGCCAUAUACAUUCCUUGCUUUUGCCCACUCGAUUCUACCACAGCGUUUGAAUACUAUACCGGGCAUCGAGAUAGCUCCUUGGGAUUGGAGUGUUUUCUACAAUGAUGGCCGUUCACAGUUUUAUCGGAAAGCCCGGCGAUUUUGGCCACGAAGCAGAGGAUGUAAGGAGCCUCUGCCGAACACAUGGGAAAUUUCCUGCCAUGUUAUCGCCCAUGAAAUGGAAAACUUAAAGGAGUUUCGGCUUAGGGCAGCAACGGAAGUUAUCUGUCGUCCAUUGUAUAAAAUUGAAAAGCUGAAGAGGUUUGACAUUGAGCUAUGCUGGCCUAUAAAAUGGGAAAUGCCGGAGAGUGCUCCCUUUAAGAUAAUAGCCCCUAGUUGGGGGAAUCGUUAUACAGAUUAUUAG
Molecule: messenger RNA, 1032 nt
Organism: Nannizzia gypsea CBS 118893
Lineage: Eukaryota; Fungi; Ascomycota; Eurotiomycetes; Onygenales; Arthrodermataceae
Exons: 3
Coding region: 1-1032 (343 amino acids)
Source: RefSeq, a predicted model, not a curated record